This is a messenger RNA of Papilio xuthus (Asian swallowtail), 1370 nucleotides long. RefSeq lists its product as uncharacterized. The transcript is spliced from 5 exons. The coding region runs from base 77 to 910 and encodes 277 amino acids. NCBI's taxonomy places the organism in Eukaryota, Metazoa, Arthropoda, Insecta, Lepidoptera, Papilionidae. The record is from RefSeq and is a predicted model, not a curated record.
AGGGAAGUGAACUGCAGCAGAAGGCGCGACAGGCGGGUGAAACUACACUUGGGAAACCUUAUUCUCCGCCGGAGACAUGGACAUGUGGAUGAAGGUGUGGCCUGCACUGGCCGCUGUCGCAGUCGCGGUAUCCUCUGCGGCGCUCGGCACGCCUGUGGAACAGUUCAAAGCGGAAGAAUACAAUUCUUCGGAGGCGGUGGACAGCCUGCGCCGGCAGCUGAUGAAGGACAACUACGACUACAUGCUGGAGGCGAACACGGAGCGGCCCUACCGCUACCACGCCGAAUCAGACGACGGCGAGCCGCCCACCGAAGCGGUCAGAUCUAGCACGUCGAGCACGCUCGAGACGCCCGUCGACUUCUACACGAAGGUGACGAGACGCGACGUCACCCGCACUACGACUGACCUGAGAGACCUCCGACGUAACCCGAUGUACGACCAAAGGUCCAAGUACGUAGCGCCGAGCGAGCGGAGGAAGCUGGCCACGGCGGGCGCCGACAAGAUCCUGUACGACGACGAUAAGGCGCGCAGACAAAACGAUAGACAUAUUUUGACAAAUCCUGCGGUCACGGACGUCCAUACCGAGGUCUCGGACGACCCGACGCCGCCCUACGAGCUCGGAGAGUCUCGCCGCCACGACGGCGCCGCCGACACCACGGUCAAGUACAGCCUGCUCAAGGUGGCGGCGGCGCGGCGCAGCGGUCGGCGGGCGCACCUCGUCAAGGAGGAGAAGCCGGGCGAGGUGUCCAUCGUGAACCUGGGCGAGGGCGCGGUGCCGCAGUUCCGGCUGCCGCGGCCGCGCGCCCAGUACAUGCGCGACUCCGACCCCGAGUCCGACCGGGACUCCCCCCGCGAGCCGCGCGCCCCCCGCGCCCACCUCGAGCCCCUGCCGGCCGUCGACCUAGAUUGAUAAAUAAACCAUCUCUACUCCGAAUAAUUUUUUUCUCUCUCUCUCUCGUUCCUUAUGGUCUUUAGAAUCGAGUACAGUGCAAUGGCAUUUUAUGGAAUCGCGUUUUUUACACGAGGUUUAUUUCCUAUCGCCGGUGCUGCGCCGAUUUUAUUACUCGAAUUCCAUUUAAAUUUAUUUCGUCAUAAGAAGUUUAUUUCGUACAACGAGACAGUCGCGUGGCGGUCGAGCGAUCGACAUGACGUCACGGGGCCGGGCGCCGGGCGCGCUGCUGCUCUGCACCCUCGUGUGGCGCGCCGCCGCAACCACACGUAUCCCACAAAAUAUUGACAAAAAUUUAUUAGAUAUUAUAAAACACAAUUUAAGACGAAACAACGACGACUACGACGACCGUCUGGUGGGCGUUGACGUCAACGCCGCGCUCGCCCCCCGCGGCCCCGCAGGAACCCGCGAGCGCCGUGUC